CAAAUAUAAUAGUAGUGUCAAAUAUUGGAUCAACACAAUGAACAACACAUCAAUCAUUGUUGAGCAGUCACCGAACUUUCAAUUUCUCUCCGUUUGUCACUACAUUACUCUUCUUGGUACUUUUUUUCACAAUACAAAUUUUAUAACAUUUGAGCAGCAAAGUCAACCUGACAUUGUUGUCAACACUUUAAUUGAGUAUCUAACGAUUGCGAAGAAUGAAACCCGCUCGAAACAUUUCCUUUUAAGUACAAUACUAAAAGGAACUGAUCUCUAUGGUGGUGAAAAAGGUGAAAAACUUGACAAGAAAUAUGUAAAUGAAACCUUUAAGUACUUCAUUAAUGGGGUACUAUUUCCCAACUAUAGCAACAUUAAUUUGUAUUUGGCUGAAAUGAUUCAGAAUUCAGAUAAUUUAAAUUACUCAAUUUUUAAGAAAACCGUGUAUAAUCAUCUCUUGCAACAUCGCUUCAAUUGGGAAUACUGUUCGCAAAAAAAUUACACAUCAACACUACCUCAAUUGACAAUUAAAAAAAUUUUCGACGAAUACAUUUGGUCAAUUUUUCCCCAACCCGAAGAAGACAUGAGCAUAAUGGACGUUAAAUACAUUUAUUCAAUGGUAGGUUUAAAUAUUCUCAGGUCCACGUCAUCGGAUGAACCAAAUCUUUCGUUCUCGGAAUAUAUUUUAAUCUCGCGAGAACUUGAUUUGCAGCAUAUCGAUAAUGAAACCUAUAAAAUUGUAUUAUCGUAUUACUCAACUGCAGCUUUAUUUUUUUAUGCCUCUAAAGGCAAAGGAAUAAAUAAAAUUAAUUUAAAUGAUGAAUUUUGGAGAGAAGCUUAUAAAAUUUUAUUUACCGAAAUUGAUAUCAAAAUGAAUGAAAUUGUAAGUAAAGAAAUUGAGAGUAGUUUGCCUUACAAACUGGAAAGGCAAAUCAAUAAUACCAAAACUCGGACGAUGAUUGCCCGCGAAAUACUUCUUCUUUAUUGUUAUCCUUCUGUCCAUGGUGAUUCGUCAUUGUAUCGUGUCUAUAUAGAAGGAUAUGUGUCCUUGUAUAAAAGCACGUACCUUUUUCUACUAAAAACUUUUCUCCAGCAGAGUUGCAAAACAAGUCAUUUUCCAAAUUUAAAAAAUGUAUUUCUUAAUCAAUUUCCAAAACUAGAAAAACUGUACAAAGAAAUGAUAAGAAAUUCAAUUUCGAAAGUCUUAAUCGACGGUGGUUUAUUAGAAAAAAUGAAUCCAAAUGUUACAGUGAAUUCUGCAAAACUAAUAUUUCCCAUGCCUUUUACCACAACACAGUGUGGUAUCGACAUAAAAAUAAACGAAGACAUACAUGUAAUAUUUGCAAUAAUUGAAAACAAAAAAAAAGAAUACUACGCUAUUAGACAAGUGAAAGAUGAAUUGACAUUAAUUACAAGAAAUGGAAAUGAAAAAGAAUUUCUUAGCGCUAUUAUCAAUCCUAAAUGUUUAAAACUGGUCAAAUCAGAAAAAGAGUAUUUUUUUGAACAGUCAACGUAUAAAUAUAAAAAUGAAAAUUAUAAAUUUUUUGUUGAAAGAAUUGCCAAUAUGAAGACAAAGGCGUUUAUAACAAACAUGACAGAAGUAUAUAAUGAGGAAGUUCUUGAUGAAAAAAUUUCAAAUAUCGUGAAAAUUUUUAUCCCAUUAUACAAUUGUAUUGAAAGUUCAAUAGCAGGUGACAUAAGUGGAGCCACGUUAAGUUGUAGCCUGGAUAUUUUUAGUUUUCUUCCAGUUGUAGGUUUAUUUGUAUCAAGUUCAUUUAAGAUAGUCAACGGUGUCGGAGGUUCAAUUGUUAAGAAUAUUUUUAUGACAAACGCUGUUGCAAAGACAGCCGGAAUUGUGACCAAAAUGUCAUUAACUGCAGCGUUAAAGGCAAUUGCAAAAGAUUCUGUUAUUACAAUCGCAAAACAAAUUUUAACUAAAGAAUUCUUUAAAGCUUUAACAAUAGCCUCGCUUCGAACACUAGAUCCUGGAUUUGAAUUACUUUACUCAAUGGGCCGCUUUAGUUUUAAAAUGUUAGGAAAACUGGUUAAAAAUUUUGAAUUAGUUUUUAAAACUAUAUCACAAGCUAAAAAUUUUAUAUUAUCACUAAAAACCUUAUUAAUGAACAUGCAACGAAACAUGCAUCUGUUAACUGACAUAAGGGGAUUAGUACCAAAGGUUUUAUUGAAGAAAAAUAAUUAUGACAUUGUUAGAUACCAUUAUCCUGGUGGUUCACAUUUAUUUGGACCUGAGUGCAUAAGAUCACUUGACACGAUUGCCGAAUUAAGAACCGUGCAAGGAGCUUCAUAUAAGGUUGCAGUUGUUCCAGUAAAAUCACCAGGUGAAAUUUUUUACAAACAAUUCGUUCCAGAAACUGGCGAUAUAAUUGGACCCAACUUAAAAAUGGAUAACAAUGAUCUGCUUCGUCGAGUUGAAUUUAUGGUAGCGGAUAUGGUGGCUAAUGGACCAGAAAUGAAAAUAACUCGUGAUUAUCAUGUCUAUCAUAAUACAAUAGAAUGGAAAAUAAAUCCUUCGAAGGAAAACUCGCCCGUAAAUUUAAAUCAACAACUCAGUACAUUGGAAAAUAAUUCUCCACAACUUCCUAAUCUCCACCCUCAUCCACUUCCGGUAUCAACCAAUGUGCAGGAAGAAGUAGAUUAUAUUAAUUCGAUGAUUAAAGAAGGCGAUAUAUCAAAUAGUUUCGAAUUCUCAACAGUACAAAUGCAAAGAUUACAAGAAUUUUUGGAUAUUCCCGGAACGUCGGGACAAACUUUACAAAUUAAACCAAAAGUAAAUAUUCCGGUAUCAACCAAUGUGCUGGAAGAAGUAGAUUAUAUUAAUUCAAUGAUUAAAGAAGGCGAUAUAUCAAAUAGUUUCGAAUUCUCAACAGUACAAAUGCAAAGAUUGCAAGAAUUUUUGGAUAAUAUCCCCGGAACGUCGAGACAAACUUUACAAAUUAAACCAAAAGUAAAUAUUGAUAAAGUCGAAAUAAUACCAGAGGGUUACGAUCAUUCUUCACAAUAUGCAAAACAAAUACUAGAAGGAUUGAAAGAAAAUCCAAAUAAAAGAAAAUUAGAUACAAUAUCAGAAAUUAAAGAAAAUAUUGCAUCACAUCAACAUGAAACACAAGAUUUAUUGGAUAAUAUCCCCGGAACGUCAAGACAAAAUGUACAGAAAAAUCCAAAUUUAAGCAACGAAAAAGUAAAUACAGUAUCCGAAGGUUUAGAGAACACUUUACAUCGGGAAAAAAUACAAAAAUUGGUGUUUAACACCGGGACUUCAAUUAAACGUAUUAAAGAUUAUUCAGUGUACUAUAAAACGAUGUUGAAAGUCGCAAAGUACAAAGAAUAUGUAAAUUUAUUAAAAUUAUGGAGAAACAAUGGUUUAAAAUUUAUGAUGACAAAAGAAAAUGAAAUAUAUAAUUUCCGUCGUGCGUUAAAUUCUCUGGCUCAUAUUCAAUUGAAUAAUGGAUAUCAGUUAAGAAUACCACGUAAACUGUAUCACACUCAAAUAAUGGAUGGAGUUGAAAAUGUUGAGUUAUUAAGUAAUUUGAAAACAAAAGAUUUUUUCUUUAAUGACAUUACUCUUUUGACAAAUCAAAAAUCAACGCCACUAUUACAAUUAAAGGAUUCGGAAAUACAAGUACAAUACAGCUUAACAAUUAAUUCUCCAUAUGGAAUUGUAGACUUAACUCAUAUUCAUGAAGACUUUGUAAGUGACUACAUAACAUUUGGCGACGUAGUAUUUACAGUAAAGGAUAGUUCUUUUAUUGAAAGUAACAAGAUUUUGAAUAUCCAAUUAGAGCAAAAAAGAAUGUCAUUUAGUCACUGGUCUCAAUUUUUAGAGAAUGAUUUAAAAGAAUUGUUGCAGAUGGAAAAAAAUGAAAAAUUACCAAGAGUGAGUGAGAUUGAAAAGCACGCCAGCAUCUUAUCCAACAGUCUUCCGCUGACUUCCUUGAAAUCAGCAAGAAGAAAUCUCGAAGGGUAUAUUUUAGGAAUAAAACCAAAUAAAAAUGUUCCAACUUAUAAUGAAUUGUCCAAUGAAAUAUUAAGUGGUAAAUUAACGCAUUUAUAUGAGGAUUGGAAAAUUGGUUUUCAUCCGUAUAUUCAGGACUUGUUACUUAAAAGUCAUUUAGAUAAUAUUUUUGUAGAUAGUUCUGCAGAAAUAAGAAUUCAGAAGAUAUAUGGUUUAACUUAUUCUCAAGAUAUAAGUGAAGCUUUUUCUAAAUAUGAUAAGAUUAAAGAUAUUAGACAGCAUCUUCGAUUUGAGGAUUAUUAUAUUUUAUAUUCCUAUACGAAGAGAAAGAGUUUAUUAAAUAUUGAUGGACAAAGACGAAUGGAUGCUGCAAUUAAUCGACUAGCGCUUAGACAAACUGAUACAGACAGAGUAGACUUAAUGUUUCAUCGUGCUGAAAUGAUUAGUAAAGAUUAUGCUAGGCACCUUUUAUCACUCGAGAAGAAAAAAUUUAUUACAUUUGAAGAGAAUAUUAUGUUAUAUCCAGAUCGUGAAAUGGAAUUAGAUAAUUGUCUGAAGAUGACGCGUACUUCAAAUCAAAUGCCAUUAAUAAUGGAUAUUAGAUUGAAAAAUGCGGCUGGUCUUGCUGACGUUACUAGUGUCAUUUCCGACGAAACUCAUCCAUUUUAUGUCAUGACAUCGAGGUCUGAAUUUAUAUUGGAGGAUAAUGUAUAUAUUGACACAAUUGAAGGUGUGGAAGUGCUGAUUAUGAAAAUAGAGGAUGGUGGAAGUCCAUUGGAAAAAAGAAUGGUUAAUAUCGCAAAGAAUCUUCAGGAAUUAUUUUCUACAAAUACCAAGUUUUACUCGGAAUUUGGUAAUUAGAUUUUAGUAAAAUUUCUUGUUUUAAUAAUAAUAGACACAGUGUGCGUGUCACAUAGAUACCAUUAAUCAACGUAUUGGUGCUGACCAUUAAUUAAACAUGUUUUUGUUAAAUUUAGUUAUAAGUCGUUAUUAUAUAUGUAUAAUUGAAACAUUUUAUAUUACUUCAAAUUUAAUUUUUUUUCUUAUCAGUCUGUUUGCAAUACUAUUGAAGAAAUAUCUACUUCUUAUCGAAAUAGGAAAAUUAUCAUCUCUGGUGAUUUCAAUUUAAGUAAUUGGUUCCCUGGCGGAUUCGAUUUGCGUAAUGUCUACUUAACUAAGCGGACUUUAGGUAGACAUUAGGUAGACAUGUAAAAAAACGUAU
This is a messenger RNA of Leptopilina boulardi, 5189 nucleotides long. RefSeq lists its product as uncharacterized. Lineage: Eukaryota; Metazoa; Arthropoda; Insecta; Hymenoptera; Figitidae. The transcript is spliced from 2 exons. The record is from RefSeq and is a predicted model, not a curated record. The coding region runs from base 38 to 4828 and encodes 1596 amino acids.